AUGGGCGGCGGCGACGGGGCCGCAUUUAAGCGGCCGGGGGACGGCGCCCGCCUCCAGCGCGUCCUCGGGCUCGGCUCCCGCCGGGCGCCCCGCUCUCUGCCCGCCGGGGGCCCGGCGCCGCGCCGCACCGCGCCGCCCCCGCCGGGCCAUGCGAGCGCGGGCCCCGCCGCGAUGAGCUCGCACAUCGCCAAAAGCGAGUCCAAGACGUCGCUGCUGAAGGCGGCGGCGGCGGCGGGCGGGGGCAGCCGGGCUCCCCGCCACGGCCCUGCCCGGGAGCCAGUGCUGCCCAGCCGCCGGCUGCCCGGCCCCUGCCCGGGCACGCCGCUGCCGUCCGGGGACCCCAGUUCGCGGAGGCCCCUGUGCCGGCCGGCGCCGCGAGAGGAGGGCGCGCGGGGGAGCCGGCGCGGGCUCCCCCAGGCGCACUGCAGGCCCCGGGAGGCGCCGCCGGCCGCGGCGUCCCGACCUUCGCCGCCGUCGCCGCUGCCGCCGGCCCGCGGGCGGGAUGGGGAGGAACGGGGGCUGUCCCCGGCGCUCGGCCUCCGGGGCUCGCUGCGAGCCCCGGGUCGCGGGGACUCCGCUCCAGCCGCCGCGUCCGAGGCAGACCCGUUCCUCCACCAGCUGCGCCCAAUGCUCAGCUCCGCCUUCGGCCAGAUGCGCCAUGAGGAGACCAGCUACACGGUGGUGCAGACAGGCGAGGAGCGGCUGGCUGCCAGCGGCGAGCUCCCGGGACCGCUCCUGAUGCUGGCCCAGAACUGCGCUGUCAUGCACAACCUGCUGGGCCCAGCCUGCAUUUUCCUGCGUAAGGGCUUCGCGGAGAACAGGCAGCCUGACAGAUCACUGCGGCCAGAGGAGAUCGAAGAGCUCCGGGAGGCCUUCAGAGAGUUUGACAAGGACAAGGAUGGCUACAUCAACUGCCGGGACCUGGGCAACUGCAUGCGCACCAUGGGCUACAUGCCCACCGAGAUGGAGCUUAUCGAGCUGUCUCAGCAGAUCAACAUGAACCUGGGUGGCCAUGUGGAUUUUGAUGACUUUGUGGAGUUAAUGGGACCUAAACUCCUGGCGGAGACUGCAGAUAUGAUUGGAGUAAAAGAACUGCGAGAUGCCUUCCGAGAGUUCGACACCAAUGGUGAUGGGGAGAUAAGCACCAGUGAGCUGCGAGAGGCCAUGAGGAAACUCCUGGGCCAUCAGGUGGGACACCGAGACAUAGAGGAAAUUAUCCGAGAUGUGGACCUCAAUGGGGAUGGACGAGUGGACUUUGAAGAGUUUGUCCGGAUGAUGUCCCGCUGAGGCCGCCAGGGCCUCUCCAGGACCGCCAAGCUCCACGGGCGGGGAGAAGAGGAGCCGGAGCUCGCCUCGCC
This is a messenger RNA of Hippopotamus amphibius kiboko, 1358 nucleotides long. RefSeq names its product calcium binding protein 1 (gene CABP1). The record is from RefSeq and is a predicted model, not a curated record. Lineage: Eukaryota; Metazoa; Chordata; Mammalia; Artiodactyla; Hippopotamidae. The coding region runs from base 1 to 1287 and encodes 428 amino acids. Gene Ontology annotation, molecular function: calcium ion binding. The transcript is spliced from 7 exons.